Equus caballus (horse) is the source of this 3791-nucleotide messenger RNA. It is a transcript of the gene TEX14B, whose product is annotated as inactive serine/threonine-protein kinase TEX14. Gene Ontology annotation, molecular function: protein kinase activity; protein binding; ATP binding. The record is from RefSeq and is a predicted model, not a curated record. Lineage: Eukaryota; Metazoa; Chordata; Mammalia; Perissodactyla; Equidae. Gene Ontology annotation, biological process: mitotic sister chromatid separation; intercellular bridge organization; attachment of spindle microtubules to kinetochore. Gene Ontology annotation, cellular component: kinetochore; midbody; intercellular bridge.
GGCAGCCUAGCCUGCGAUGGACCUGUGGUCGCUCCACGCAGCCCGUCAGUGGCCGAUGUGGGAACUUUCCUCACUCCUGUGGAUGCCCAAGCAAACAGCACAGAGGAAGAGUGGACACUGAGGCCCCAAAGUCAAGAGGCUGGGCUAAGGCCACACAUCCAGGGAGGGACAGAGGGAAGAGCCAAACCAUCUCUGAUUUAAUAAGCAUUUACCAAGGCUCCUUCUGAGCCAGGCUCUGAGGCAAACAAUGCUGGGGACACAACAGUGACAGACAACCCAGGCCCGGCCUCACAGGGCUCUCAGUCCAGCAGGGCAGACAGAUUCAUCUUCAGACAGCGACAGCCCAGAGCGGUCAGGGCUGUGAUGGGGGAGCCCAGGCAGAGCAGCAGGCGAUGUUGGGGAAAGCAUGGCGGCUGUGGGAGGCCCGAGGAGACCCUUGGUGAUCAAGAGGGCUUCCCAGAGGAUUCAUAAGAAUAACCGAGUGAACAUCGAGAAGAGCAUUGAAAGAGAAGGGCCCUGCCGACAGAGCGAAGUGUGAGGCAGAAGGGGAGCCGGGGACAGGAUGGAGCAGGCAGGGCCAAGUCAUGCAGUCUCAGCUGCCGGGUUAUAGGGUCUGGGGGUCGGGAGGAUUUCAAGCAGAUGGGGACGAGUCAGCUGUGGCUUCAGGAAGAUUCCACCUGCUGCCAUGUGCUGGGUGGACCAGAGUGGGGAGGCAGGCAGGAGCCCAGGGGAAGCUGGGGCAGGGCGGGGCUGUAGGGAAGGGAGGAGGGGCUGGUGGAAAGGACGGUCAGGAGGCUGAGCGGAUGGGCCACCCAGUGACAGGCUGGAGGAGAACGAGACACUCAGGGAGAGGCCCAGGGCUCUGGCUUGAAGAGGGAACUGUGGGGCCAAACCUGAGACUGGGAUCCGGGAGGAAACUCACUUUUGGGUAGAUACUUAGGCCCGUGUGGGCCCCGGUGAGUGUGAGGGUCCCAGGGGACGUCGAGGCGGAGGUGUCCAGGACACUGUUCGGCCCCGGGUCAGGGGCAAAGAGGAGAGCCUGGGGCAGGGACAGGGAGAGGAAACAGCCCGCGGGCGUGGGUGAGAAGCACGGGAAAAGACAGCCAAGGACAAGGAUGAGGAAAGCCCACCACCUCAACAAGUCCUGGGGCGGAGGUAAGAAGGGGUAACAUAUAGGGCGCAGCCCUAACUGUCCCGGGCAGACCUCGCUCUCUUCCGUCGGCUCACCCUAGGGAUACAGGGGCUUCUCUCGGGGAGGGAACCUACUGCGCAAGUGCAAACGUGGCUGGAGGCCAGUGAUGCGCAUGCGCCUCGGACUCCCGCCCAGACCGCCAGAUCUAGGGCAUCGGGGUCACGUGGCAGUCACGUGGCAGUCACGGGUGACCACUAUCGGAGCCCAACGCUCUGUCUUUAUCACGCCCGGAGGUCCCAUCCUUCGUUGCCUUCUGCCUUCAUGAGCGCCCCUAGCAGAUCCCUGCCCAGGAGCUGACCCAGUUCAGAGCCAAGGAUGCCCUUGUUGCGCUCUCGCUUCCCCGUGAAACUGGGCUCCGUUCGGGAUCCAGAAGGCCAGGUGGGCCGUCUGCAUCGCCUGGCUGUGGCUGGGGGCCCAGGCUGGGGCCUCAGCCGGCUCCUGCGGAGAGUUGUCCAGGUGGAUGGUGAGAACUCUGCUGGGCAGACGGGGCUCUUCCUCUCGGCGCUGCUAGGCCACAGCUCUGCCGUGCAGCUCCUGCUGGCUUUUGGCGCAAACCCCAACCACCGCUGCCUUGAUGGCAGCACACCUGUGCAUGCAGGUGCCUUCUCGGGCCGCAGCCUGGUGGUGCUGCAGCUGCUGCGGGCAGGGGGGGACCUGCGUCUGCAUGACCAGCAGGGUCGCACGCCUCGGGACUGGGCAGAGCAGGGUGGUGCUGAGCAGAGCCAGGAGGUGCUGGAGCUGUUACAGCUCUGCUGUGUCAACAUAUCAGCACUAGUGCAUGGUGCUGAGUUGGCACCCACGGCAUCCCUGGGCCAGUUGCAGGCCAGCUCUGGACGCAGCCUGUGUUGCUCCCUGUCUCGGCUGUGGCUGGUGCAGGCGGACAGGGCACCAAGGCCGGAGCAGAUCAGGGGACCCCGCCAAAUCCCAGGCUUGGGAUUUGGACAACUGAGCAGCCUGUGGCCAGUGGGGCUGGUAACAGGCAUACCCCUCGCGGACCCCAAGGAGCUGCUGCCAGCCCAGGGCGAGCCUGUGCGCACCUACAAGAGCAGCUCCCACACCCUCAUGAUCAACCUCUUGUGGAGGGGCCACCCUGUGACCGUGCGGCAGCUGACGGCACCUGGGAGCCAGCCUGACGUGCUGUUGGCUGACCUUCAGCACUGCAGCACUCUGCACCACCCCAACCUGUUGCUGCUGAUGGCGCUGAGCCCUUCAGCGGACCUGUCGGGGCUGCGCCUUCUCUUCGAGCCCGUGUGGCUGGGUUCCCUCUAUGUGGUGCUGCACCCACAGGAACCGAGUGAGGGGGGUCCCCGCCCUGCGCCAGGUCUGCUGCCUGGGCACCUGCUGCUGCAGGUGCUGGAAGCCCUGCUGUUCCUGCAGGCCCGCUGGCGUGCUCAUGGCGGCCUCAGCUCCCAUGCUGUGCAGCUGGUGCGGCCAGGCCUGGCCAAGGUGGGCAGCCUGGAGCACGGGCGCCCACUGCACCAACGCUGGCUACAGCCCAGGCCACAGCAGGGCUGCCUCUGGGGAGGCCCAGGCCCAGGGCUGCCCCCACCUCCCGAGCUGUACCCAUGGCUGCCACUUGAGCUCAUCUGCGGUGACACACCUGCUGCCACCUCAGACCUCUAUAGCUUCUGCAUCCUGGCCCAGGAGGUCUUCACUGGAGAGCUGCCCUGGGCUGGGAGACAGGGACCUGAGGUGAAGGCUAAACUGGAGGCAGGUGAGAGCCCGGCCCUGGACCCCCUGGUGCCAGCCCCCUACCAGGCCCUGGUUCGGGCUGGGCUGGGCCUAGGGCCUGCUGACCGCUCGGGCAGCCUGCAGAGUACGCGGUACCUGCUGCGGGAGGCCCUGGCCCAGGACUCGGCUCCUGAGGUGAGCUCCCCAAUGGGCCGGACCACACUGUGCCCUGUACCCCAGUGUUCCCCACCAGAGACACUCUACUAUGAGGUGGCUUCCAGAGCCAAGACUACACCCAGGCCUGUGCCCCCUGUGAUGUCCCUAGGCCCGUCUCCAUCUCAGGCGCUGGAGACUCCUGAGGUCACGGGCCACAGCAGAGUCCAGAGGGGCCCAGCAUGGGACUCGGGCAGCAGCUUGACUCUAGGCAGCAGCCCCAGUCCUAGCCAUGGCCUCUGCCCAGGCCACAGCCCCACAGCCAGGGUCAGCCUGUGCCAUGGCCUGGAGCCCAGCUCAACAGGCCCUGCCCUGCACUCCAGCCUCCAGGACCCACCCUCCCUGCUGGGGACCAGGGCUCUGUGGAACAGUUUCAGAGAAGUUCUGUCAAGAUCCGAGCCCUGCAGGGGCUGUGGCGGCACGCACACAGGGCUGCCCCGCCGGACGCCCAGUUCUGCGCCCAGCCCUGGGCUGAUCAGAGAAGGUCUCUUCUCCAGCCUGCAGAAGAUGGAUCUGCUGGAGGAGAUCAUAGCAGAGCUGGACAGUGGAGGCCAGCUUGGAGGCAGGCCCAGCCGCGACCCCCCUCCUGGCACACAUUCUUAGGGCACCCCUGGCCCCCUCCCUCUCUGCACAUAUCGCCCCUCAGAGCGUCCCAGGAGUGACUCCCCACUCAGCACCUGCCGAAAUGAUAAAAGGAAAGAAAAUGAUAAAGCAA